GAGUGUGUUAGCAACUCGUGUUGCUCAUAACAUUAUUGACGGAGUUGCAGAUCGGGUGCUGUUUGUGGUAGCAUGCAGAGUGCCUGUGAUGACCCUUGACGUCGUAUAUGCUGUCGCACACUACGUGGUAGCCAUUAUGCUGUGUGCGCCUAUAGUCACACAUGGAGAGCACAAGACUUUCUUUAUGGACAAUUCUGCGCGCGACUGUUCUCACAGCAUGCAUCACGUGGUCACAGACGAUGGCGCCACGGUGCGGGCGUGGGGGAAGAUAGACCACAAAUUACGGACUCCAGCCAAAUGUUCCUUAUACUUUCGCACAUCUCCGGCUCGACAGAGAUUUCUGAUCCAGAUAACUUUUCAUCGGCUGUACAUGCCCUGCUUGUCCCAUACUAGUCUGACGUUCCACGAUGGGGAUGUGUCGUCUACCUCAUCUCUCUUGGCUACCUACAGCUGCACUGUGAAGACGCCAGUCGAACCUUUAACCACUGGCGGCAAGUUCCUCAUAAUCGAAGUCUCCCCUGGGACCACCAAGUACGACUUCACCUUCACGCUAAAGGAAGUCGAAGAUAAUAAAGUUGGAACCAUCGUUGUUGCCAUAGGCAGCGUAUUUGGAGGCCUUGUGGGCUUUGUUGUGAUAGCUUUGGUGUGUGGAUACGGCUGCAGAAAGUUAAAACAAAAUCCAGAAUACUGCAGGACGGAGAUGGGAACAAGUACGGAGUGUAGUUUUCCGACAGAACCAAAUGCAUCAUCGUCCCCGUCGCCACGUCGAGUAUUAAUUGUCGUGGACAACGACAUGUGUCACCCCCAGUCGUGUCAGAACGUGGCAGUGCAGGUGCCCAGUCCAAAGAGCUCCGCGGAGUCCUCCUGGAUAGCGCUACAGACACUGGGGACAGAGCACGAUGAAGAUGGAAGGGACGGAAAGCACGUGCAUUUUACUAAUAAUCACAUCAAUGAAGCGCACACUAUAUGAUAUAUAGCCAAGGAUGAGGGUUUUACCUCAGUAUAAUAUGAUAUGGCUCGGGUAAGGCGAAAAUCAUUCAACUUGGAUGGCUUGCUGUUGGGUAGGUUCAUUGUUUGUGGAUAAAUACCAUGUGUGAAAAGGGAAAAGGUAUUGUUUGGAGCCGGUUGACAACACUGACUUGGAAGACAGCUUCUUCACAACACGCUGUCCAUUUCAUCACUCAACACCCAGAUGCGUGAUGGGCAAUCCGUGAUCGAUUUUGAAAGUGUAUCAUAGACAGAUACUUUAAAGUUUUAAAGAUAAAUGAAGGUGUGUUAAUAUGAAAGCGUGUUCGUGCGCACCUUUUCACGGGCACUGCUAUGGCGACGUUCGGUUUUACGCAACCAACACGUUGUUAUUGUAAUUAAUGGUUGAUGAGCUGAUGUCAGUAGGGUUGUUGGUACGCUCAGGGCAUGCAGGGAAAUAAUGAAAUAAUAUGAUGCGGCCACUAAUGAGUCUUAGGUGCCCUCACGGUAUAGCCUCGGGCAACCAUGAUUUUAAUUUCGUUUUAGGCUUAAGUGAUGUUGUAGUUAAGUAAUCGCCGAACAUGUUAAUGUCAGUAGAAACGUUGUUUUUUGUUAGUAGUUUUUCCGCAUUAAUAUUGCGUAAAAUAUUGCUUUUUUGUCGAGUUCGUUAUAAACAAGUAUUUAAAAAGUGGCAAUGUUAUCACCAGUUUAUGACUGGGUGAAAGUCGUAACUUAAUUGUGAAACUAUUCAUAUUUUGUACAGUAUAUUGCGCAAACUCUGGCACUUGGGGACAGAACAAAUUAUUCAAGUUUCGCAGAGAUUUGAGGUGGGCAACGUUCAUAUACUUUUAAACUAAAAAAAACACCAAAGGGAAAAAUCUGAUCCACUAGAUUUGUUGGAGAUAAAGAUAAUUUAAAAUAAGAUGUGACGAGGUAUGCGGAGUCUGUUGUAUUUCUAUCUGUUGAUAUCUUGUGUCAUGUAUUCUACGUGUGUUAUUUCACAGAAUUCAUUUUUUAAAUAUUUACCUGAACAAAAGUGAAGAAAUGCGAAUGAAUUAUGUUCGUUUAUAAAUGACGGAAAAUUAAAAAGGACUGAAAGUAUUCGGGCGUGGUGUAGUCUAAAACACUUGAAAACUACUUGAAGAAAUACGAAUAUUCAUUCACGACAGGCGUGGCACUAUUGUUACACAU
Lingula anatina is the source of this 2157-nucleotide messenger RNA. RefSeq lists its product as uncharacterized. NCBI's taxonomy places the organism in Eukaryota, Metazoa, Brachiopoda, Lingulata, Lingulida, Lingulidae. The record is from RefSeq and is a predicted model, not a curated record.